CUUUAAUAAAUUUAUAAAAAUCUCCAAAAUGUCAAAUCUCUCACCAACCUUCAGAUGUGUAUGGCUGGUUAUUGUUAUUUGAAGAAUGGUAAUGACUACAUUGGCAAGUGAAGGAUUGAAAAGAGACCUCCAAACCACUACCACAAACUUCAACUUCUCAAGCACAUCUUUCUCUGGCCUUACCUACACAGACGGCGGCUUAACACUCACCUUAGACAAUGCCCAAAUCCACGACCCUGACGGAGGCUUCCUCCGUAUCGACAAUAACAACCUAGUGACCAUCACCGGGUCCAUCACCCCUCACCCUACAGACACUCAGUACCCUUACACCAUCAGCGCCUGGAUCUACCUCGACAGAAACGAUGCUGUCACUGGCGUCACGAUGUUCUGCCUUCCUUUACAAGGGAUUUAUACUAGCAUCUCAGCGUCUUUAUAAUUACCAUCACCUGUUGAGGAAGAAUCGAGAGAAACACAGAUGACUUCUAUAUCCAUUUCGAUUGUCGAUAUGCUGGAAGCUCAAGAUUUACAAGAUAUACUACACAAACUAUUGCAAGCAAUUCAUCUUGGCAUUAUUUUUCCUAUAAAUUUCUUGCUCGAGGAGCUUCUUUUGCACCAACAACAAGUUCAGAUAUCCAAGUUGAGUUCUGGGAUGACUCUGGAGCCCCCCAGGUUGUAGAUAUAUCAACAUCAUCAACUUCUCAUCAGAAUAUCCAAUCUACAUAUAGCAUUGGAUUCAUUUACAACGGUUCAAGUCGUGUGAAUAGAUUUUCAGGGCUUAUUUACAGAUUACAGAUCAGCAACUUUAUUGAGCCUGCUCGAACUGGAACUCGUCAGGACUUCAUAAGUUAUGCCAAAGAUUUGUACCACCUAUAUUUCGACUUAACUUCAAGUGUUCAGAAUGAACACUAUGGAAACACUGUGCGGAAUCUUGCACUAGUCAAUAAAGGAGGAAUCCUAACGAACACGAGCAUUUACAUAAAAGAAAUCGAAACAGCAACUACUCCGACCUUAGUGACCAACUUAGGGUGGAUCACAUACUAUUACACUGCAGUCUAUGAGACAGACUUGAUUCAGUUUGAUAGCGCUACGAAGUACACUUUUGAAACAGAUGUGUUUUGAUACGAAUCUUAUUGAAGAAUGUUGCUGUUCUUCCUCAGUAAGUUUAUGAUCAUGCCUUAUUUAUAAGUUUUCUCAAAGAACUCCCAAUAUUAAGGGUCUCACCUACAUUAUUAAGAUACUCCACUGAUGAUGUUGUCGGUCAGACCAUUAUUAUAGGUGAUGGUUACACUGAAAUUGCUGGAGAAGAUUAUGAUACAUACCAUAGAUUACCAAGAAAUCUUUGGACUAAGUUCAUCCUCACUGUGAGAGUUCUGAGCUCAACAAGCCAAGAAAUUUGAUAUUAUCACAAGCCGAUCCAUAACUCUUCAGACUCUGUUGGAACCCCUAUCUUGUAUCAAAAUUGUACGGUUAUAUCUGAUGUGAUUCUGGAACCAACAAUUUUUCUCAGAAUUCUAAGUAAUAGGAUUAUUAUCAGCAAUAUUAAGCUCUUUAAGUCUUAUCUUACGAGCCAAUCUGUUGAGCUUGAUUAUGGGCUCUAUCAAGAAGCUGGAGAUGUGAAAUUUGAAUUCUCUCAGAACUAUAGUCCGUAUCCAGCUUCAAAUACAAGCACUGAUGUUUGCAGAGAUCUUGUGACACCGAAUGAGGUCUGACAAUGGUCAGAGACUCAGAUUUUAACCGGAGGAUAUUAUAGUUACUACUCCAGGAGAUAUAUCAGAUACAACUAUACACAAGUUUCGAAGAUAUGCCCAGAUUAUUACAGUCCAUAUGGCGACUACUGCUACGAAGACUGAGGAGAUGGCUAUAUCUCUUCAAGCCCUCAAACAAUGCCUUGAGACGAUGGCAAUCUCGCCAACGGAGAUGGAUGCACAGAUCAAUGUACUGUUGAAGACGACUACUUUUGAGUAAUCACUGAUCUCAACAAAAGCUAUUGCAGACUCAAAUGAGGAAGUGGAGUUUACAAUCCCCCUGAUGAGCAAUGAGAUGACAAUAACAAUAUCAAUGGAGAUGGCUGAGAUAGCAACUGUAAUAUUGAGACUGACUACACUUGCACUCAUAGUGCUACGAGUCCAAGCUACUGAAUCCACCAUUGUGGAAAUGGUGUCAGAGACUUUGGUGAAGAGUGUGAUGACAACAACUCUCUAAGUUUUGACGGAUGUGACAAUGAAUGAAAAAGAGAAUUUAAUUAUAUAUGAAACCCUGAUGGGUCAGGAGUUGAUGUAUGCGUUUCGGAGCACUUUCCUCCGAUCAUUACUACAAACUCUCAUAAUACGCAACUCAAAGAAAUAUCUUACACUUUCAAUGACACCAUGAAAAAUGUUUCGUUUACUGAAGAAGAUAUUGGUUGAGAGUUCUAUGGGCCUUCUGGAGAUUACACGCUUCAAUGAAAUGCAGUUCUACAAUCAGAUACCCAAAUUAAGCUCAAGUACAGUGUGUCACCAGCAAUUAUUGGAGGUGCUGGUGAAAUAUUAGUUGUAAAGUUGUUAAAAAUAACAUCGUUCAAAAGUUCAAACUUAAUUCCAAUUGCUACAGAAUAUGAGUACAGAUAUGGAUUCAACACCAUAGAAGCUUCUGAACAGGCUCAAGCUGCUGGCUCCGGAACUUCUUACACGUUCAUAUUCUCAUUUGCUAUUUCAUUGAGUAUCAGUCUUCUGACUGGAGGUUCAAUGGAACUGAUGUGGAGUCUUGCAAACACUCUACAAAUUGUGUUCAUACUGGGACUUCUGAAUCUAUACUUUCCAGCAAACCUUUCAGCUAUGUUCAGUUACCUAAAAUAUUCUAAUUUUGAUAACCCAGUGACAGAGAUGCUUUCAUCUUUUGCUCUAGAGAGCAUUAGCAUAAUAAGUGCUCCGAUCAGUCCUGGAUUUGAAGAGCUUGGGUUCUCAUCUACAAGCUUCCUGAUAAAUUCUCUUGACAAAAUCUUCUUAUUGCUCUUUCUUGGCCUUCUCGUGCUGUUUAUCUAUCUUCUGUACAGCUGUCUCAAGAAAAAGUCAACCUGGUUUGCCAAGAAAAUCAAAAAGAUGGACUCUGCUUUAAGGUAUGAGUCAUGAACAAGGCUUAUAGUUGAAAUGUCGAUGAAUUUAUCUGUGUCCAUUAUGAUCAACAUCUUCUAUGGUAAGGCUGAAGGAGCUAUCGGAAUAUCGUCUUACAUCUUUGCUCUAUGCUUGCUCUGAUUUAUGAUUCUGGUGGCAAUCUAUGCGACUGCAUUUCCUGCUUACUAUUACUCAGCUAUCAAAAUUUAUCCUGAAAAAUUUGAGAGACAUUGCUUCUUAUUUUCAGAGUUCAAAACUUCAAAGCCAGAGUGUCUGCAAUAUUACUCUUAUUUCGUCAUCAGAAGAAUGCUUCUAGCUGGUGUGAUCGUCUGUCUCAGACAAACGAAUCUUCUUCAACUGAUCUGAGUGGUGGUUUUAUUUUACUCUGUCUGAAAGUACCAGCUAAUAUACAAACCAUAUAAGUGCCAAGCCACGAACUUCCUAUGCUGAGUCAAUGAAAUCUUCCUUCUUGUACUAUCAUUGAUCUUUUUCGCUUUCAAAAGCCCUGGAGACCCUAAUACAAUCCAACUGUUUGGGUUUAUUGCCAGUGGAUGAUUGAUAGUUUUCUUUCUCAUAAACUGGGCUGUCAUUUUCCCUCUCAAAAUCAAAGAUUUUUGCACUUUCAUCAAGAAGAAAUGCAGAAAGAAAACACCAGAUGAAAUAGAGCAUGAAAGACGCAAAGAAUUCAUCAAGAACCACUUGAAAAAACUAGAAGAAAUCAGGAAUAAUUCCAACACCAUUGAUUCCAGAAAGCCUAGAAUCUUAGCCGGACUAAACGAAGCAGAAUUCGAUAGACAAUUCCGAGAAGGAGUCGUCAAGAAAUACACCCCCUCAAUCCCUAUCAAAACCCCCAACAUCCCCCUAAACGACCCAUCUUACCGCCAAAUCUUCCCCAAAGACUUCUUAAAAGCACCCCAUCCCCAUAUCUCUAAUUCCUAACCCCUCUU
Molecule: messenger RNA, 4036 nt
Organism: Moneuplotes crassus
Lineage: Eukaryota; Ciliophora; Spirotrichea; Euplotida; Euplotidae
Source: the annotation of a GenBank genome assembly